Messenger RNA from Coffea arabica (coffee), 534 nucleotides. Lineage: Eukaryota; Viridiplantae; Streptophyta; Magnoliopsida; Gentianales; Rubiaceae. The record is from RefSeq and is a predicted model, not a curated record.
AUGGCUACGGCCAUUAAUCGCAUGACCAAUAUCCUUGAGCGCUUAGUUGAGCGCCAGGGACCUGAACCAAUCAACCAACCUAGGGACCAAGAAAAUGGUGAAAAUAGAGCCCUGGAGCGAUUCCUGAAGUUCGCUCCACCUAAGUUCCAUGGAGGAUCUGAUCCCGAAGUAGCGGAAAAUUGGUUUGAAAGGAUGGUUAAUAUUUUCACUACUUUAGAUUAUAACGAGGAAAGGCAAGAAAAGAGGGAGGACGACUUUAUAAAGUUGAAACAAGGAUUAUUAAGUGUGGCCGAGUAUAAGGAACGAUUCACCAAACUUUCUAAAUUUGCCCCUGAAUUGGUAGUCACUGAACGGAAAAGGAUAAGAAGGUUUAUUCAGGGGCUAAAUGUAGAAAUCCAAGAAUCCCUAGCGGCUGCCCAGAUUACCACUUUUACGGAUGCCUUGGAUAAGCCACAGAGGGUAGAAAAUGCUAAGUCUCAAUCUAAGACUUUUCAUGCUAGAAAGAGCGGUAACCCAAGCGAUACCCCUAAAUAG